GGUGCUGUAUUUAAAUACUUUUCAUCCCUUCCUCGGUACUUGUGAGCGGACUUUCACAAUCCCUGCACAUGCCCGCCCUCUCUGUCAUGUGAUUAAAUACUACUUCGCCUUAAAGAGGGGGAGAAAAACCACUUAUAUAGUAUUAAGCGUGUGGGUUUCUCAGUUCGGGACUCAGGAUUAUUCAUCUGCCUUGCCUGCCAGCCCACCCAGGUUCGAAUCACCUCUGUGUUGUCAGAUGUACCAAGGACGCGGAAGGACACAUUCACACCGCCCUUGUGUACGCGCUUUUUAAGCAAAAGCAAACAGAAAAAAAGCUUCCUAAUUCUAUUCCUCUCGCCUUCCUCUGAAACUUCGUUUUUUCGAUUUUCUCGUUUUCAAUCUCCAUUUUCUUUGGCUUGCUCGGCAAUCCGAAGAAGGUUCAGUGCUCCUUCAGAGGAAGUGGACUUUUUCAGGUUGAUUGUUUGAAAUCGUAUCAUAUUCUCGAUGAUGAUGAUGAUUUAUGUGUGCCCAAUCCAACCUCUUUAAUCAUUCUCUGCCGCUGCCAAAAGUCAAAACUAAAAAUCUUCAGAGCUGUAAAGGCAACUGAAUUUGGGAUCUGAUCUUCACCGACUGUUUGGAGUGAGCGAAAUUCAUUUAUUGGAGCUGUUUCGAGCCGUUUUCCGGGUCUAACUUGUUCAUCGCUUUCACAUUUUCUGCCCGUUGAUAGGCUGGAGGAGAGAAGAUUCGUGUCAAUUCACGCAGAAUUUCUUGCCGCCGACGUCAUAACUUGAAGGUAAAAAUUCACAGUUGUUAACAAAUUUUGAACAGCCGGACUGCAAUUUGGAUUUCCAUUUCUGCAGCGAUGACUCUGUCAGUUAACGGACAAUCCCGCGUGCCGCCAGGCUUUCGCUUCCAUCCCACCGAGGAGGAGCUCCUGUAUUACUACCUCAAGAAGAAAGUCUCGUUUGAAAAGAUUGAUCUUGAUGUUAUUCGCGAUGUUGAUCUGAACAAGCUUGAGCCCUGGGAUAUUCAGGAGAGAUGCAAAAUUGGAUCGACUCCGCAGAACGACUGGUACUUCUUCAGCCACAAAGACAAGAAGUAUCCGACGGGUACUCGCACUAACAGAGCCACGGCAGCGGGCUUCUGGAAAGCCACCGGACGGGACAAAGCCAUACACAUGGAUUUCAAGAGAAUUGGAAUGAGAAAGACGCUGGUGUUCUACCGAGGCCGAGCACCUCACGGCCAGAAGACUGACUGGAUCAUGCACGAAUAUCGCCUUGACGACAACGAAAAUUCACAGGCAAAUGCAUUCAACGAGUUACAGGAGGACGGCUGGGUAGUAUGCCGGGUUUUCAAGAAGCGGAACCAUUUCAAGGGCAACGAAUCGCCCCCGCCAAACCUGAGCAAGAACAAAUUUGUGCCAGACAUAGAGUGCCUCAACAGCGGCCCUUCUGCAGCGGAGCAGAUGCACUACACAGCGACAGAGCAAGCAAAUAUGUGUAUGAAACAAGAACUGGACAUUCAGUACGGCUUCUCUACUCAGGAUCAAUUCAUGCAGCUGCCUCAUCUGGAAAGCCCUAAAUUCCCUUGCCCCGUUGCACCUCCUCCUCCUCCUCCUUCUUCUUCUGGAAUGAAGCGCUUAUUUCCAGAUAGAGUUGCAGAGAACAUCUCUAAACGCUCAUGCUAUCCCCCGCCAAUGUCUCUGGACAUGACAGAACUGGAUGGUUCAACAACAAGCAGUGAUCAGCUAAGGUCAGAAGCAGUGCAAAAUUUGAAUUUGAAUGACUGGACAGUUCUGGACAGGCUGGUAGCCUCACAUCUGAACCAGGAGGAGCCCCCCUGCAAGGAAAUCAGAUACGGAGCUCAUGCUCCUGCCGAAGCUUCUGUUGCGCUGCCCCAACUUCGGAUGAACAAACUUAACCCUCAUGACUUUGGCUGUGAAAUAGAUCUGUGGAAUUUUGGCAAGUAAAGUCUGCAACAACACCAAUACUGUGUAAAUAACUGAACUCUGGUAGAUUGAUUGAUAUUAUAGACCGUGAAUUGUACAGGGUUGACAUCGUCAUCCCUGCGUGAAAGCUUGGGGAGACUUUGGUGCCCUUCCAAACAGUUUUACUCGUGUAUCCUAAUUUUAUAUUCAACCUAUUUUUUUAGUUUUAGCUCCCUUGCUCACAAAUAUAAGUUCGUCCUUUAAAGGAAUAAAGUCAUACCAGAUCUUCCUAGGUAGCCCCAAAUAUAUCUUGGGUUUGUUAAAAGACAUUUUUGGUGAUGCCAAUUUGUAAUCAAUUAUACAUGUCAUUUGGUGACUAAAAUUUGACUUAAUAGAAAUUCCUUCCUUAUAUUGAA
Molecule: messenger RNA, 2322 nt
Organism: Cryptomeria japonica (Japanese cedar)
Lineage: Eukaryota; Viridiplantae; Streptophyta; Pinopsida; Cupressales; Cupressaceae
Product: NAC domain-containing protein 76
Exons: 5
Coding region: 842-1948 (368 amino acids)
Biological process (GO): regulation of DNA-templated transcription
Molecular function (GO): DNA binding
Source: RefSeq, a predicted model, not a curated record